Messenger RNA from Schistosoma rodhaini, 1119 nucleotides. NCBI's taxonomy places the organism in Eukaryota, Metazoa, Platyhelminthes, Trematoda, Strigeidida, Schistosomatidae. The record is from the annotation of a GenBank genome assembly.
AUGUUAAAUGUUUCAAUAUAUUUGUUGUUUAUAUUUUUAUUUUUAUAUCUAGAAUAUUCAUGUUUCAUAUUCAUUGUUAACAACGAUGUCAUCUUAUAUAUGAUUGUAAUGCAACGUGCACGAGCCUUGAAUAUAUUUAAAAAACUUCACCGUACAUGUGAAAAUGUAUUUAAAGCUGAUAUCGAAACAUUACAAAACGCCAGAGAAAAGAUUAAUUUGGAGUUUCGAGCUAAUCGAAAUGAAACUGAUGCAGAAAAAAUAAACGAAUUAUUGGUAAAAGCAGAAGAUUGUGAAAUGUUAAUCAGGACAACAGUUAUUCAAAUGGAACUCAUCGAUGCUGAGAAAAAUGUGUAUAGAAUGAAUCUACGUGACGAUUUAGCAUAUCAAGAUAAUGAACAUUGUAUCAAAGAUAAAUAAUAAAAAAAGAAAAACAUGAAGGAAAAGUUUAACAACUCAAUGCCAGUAAAACCAAAGCGGUUUAUUAGAAUAUUGUUUUAUCCAUAUAUUUUUGAGAAAAAGGUUUAAACCAUUUUAAUAAUCUAUUUAUUAUUUGAUUUAUGAAGUAAAAUAAAGUGAAUUUAUCAAAGAAAUUGUUGAUUGAAAGCUUUAUAUCUUCUCUUGUAUUACAUCUAGUUCAUGAAUAUGUCUUCCUAUGUAAUUGAAACAGUUUGAUAGAUAAAUAAUUGAGUGUAAAUGUUAUUAAACACAUUUAAUCAGUGUAAGUAACAGCGUUGAACAUGGCUUAUCCAUUUUUGUAUAAUAUUAAUUAGUUUUGCUCAAAAAGUUUGAUCUGAAGCUAAGUCGAUAAACAUGUAUUAGGUAAAUGAGUUAUAUUAAUACUAGGUAGUGAUGUUUCUUAAAUAUGUUAUAUCGCAUUGUUACAAAUUAGAAAGGGCUAAUAAUAUUGUCCACUAAUUUAUUUUCGGUUUUAUGAUGCUUUUCAAUCUAAAUGAACUACACAUUUUGAUGCUACCUGUGACUUUCAAUAGGCUCGAAAUGUUACAAUUAGAUUUUAAGUGAUUUGUAGUUUCCGACUUGAUUUGUUUUUACAAUGAUGGUUCUUCAAAAUGUUUUUGAUAUUUGUUGUUCAUUACUCAAAUAUAUUAAUCAUGUUUCGAA